AUGGGACGUGUCCGUUUGUCAGCUUCAUCCAACAUGUCGGUCACCACGUACAAACAGGGUGACGCGAUGGGCUCUGAUACGCUAGACAAAAUGACGGUGUAUCAGAACUGUAUUGCGUCGUUCAACAGCCGCAAAGUAAGUGCCCGGGAGGCACGGUCCAACCUGAGCAAGCUGCUGAAGCUGCUGUACCAUGGUGAGACGUUUCCUCAAGAGGAGGCUACCGAGCUGUUCUACACUAUUUCCAAGCUUUUCCAGAAGCCGAGCCCCGGUCUGCGCCAGUCGACUUACUUGGUUUUGCGCGAACUGAGGCCCUCUGUUGACUCUACGCUCAUGCUUGUUGCCGCAAUCAUGAAGGAUGUCCAGGGAGGACCCGGGCAGGUAUACAGGCCGGACGCUUUGAGGACAUUGGUGAACAUUGUGGACGAGUCGCAGCUUGAAUCUAUCGACCGGCUUAUGCGUAUGGCUAUUGUCGACAAGGACGGCUCUAUUUCCAGCGCGGCCUUGGUUUCCGCGUACCAUUUGCUGCCCAUUUCAAAAGAAUCGGUUAGACGAUGGACCACUGAGAUCCAAGAGGCUCUUCACGCCAACAAGGUCUACAUGUCAGCUGCUCAGGCUCAUACUGGAAUUGACACCCGUAAUCCCCAGUCGGCUAUUGUCCAGUACCAUGCUUUGGGUCUUCUUUACCGUCUUCGUUCUCAUGAUCGCAUGGCCCUGCUCAAAAUGAUCCAAGAUAUGGCCUCGGCCAGUAUGAGUAUGCGCAGUCCGCAAGCCUUGGUUCUUUUGAUUCGGUUCAUUGCUGGUAUUGUUGAUGACGAUCCCAAGCUCCGUCCUACGUUUGUGCAAUUCCUGGAAUCUUGGUUGAAGCAUCGUAGCGACAUGGUCAACAUCGAGGCUGCCAAGGCAAUUCUCGGUAUGUCUACACUUUUGCCUGCCGAAGCAACCGCGGUUGUUGAUGUUUUGCGCGUGUUCUUGGGAUCUCCUCGGGCGCCCUCUCGGUUUGCUGCCGUCCGUCUUUUGAACCGCUUUGCUAUGCAACGCCCCGAUCUUGUGGCCUCCUGCAACUCAGAGCUUGAAAAUUUGAUCACAGAUCGUAAUGAGUCUGUGGCAAUUUAUGCCAUUACUGCUCUUUUGAAAACCGGUACUGAGUCGAGCGUCGAAAGACUCAUCGAACAGGUCGGCGGUCUUAUGAACGAUAUUGCCGACGACUUGCGGGCGAUUGUUGUUGAUGCUAUUCGUUCACUUGCCCUCAAGUUCCCUGCCAAGCACCGCAUCGUUCUGACAUUCUUUGCAGAGCAGCUGGAACACUUGGCAAGUCUCUCUCUUAAAACUACUGUUGUGGACGCAUUGACCGACAUUAUGGCGGCUAAUCCGGAGAGCCGUGAUGAGGUUCUCAGUCAACUUGCCGACUUUAUCGAAGACUGUGAGUUCCCCGACCUUAUGGUUCGUGUUUUGCAUGUUUUAGGUCAGGAGGGCCCCCUGGCAGCCAACCCUACCCAGUAUGUCCGAGCCAUUUACAACCGAGUUGUGCUUGAAAACUCGCUGGUGCGGGCAGCAGCGGUCUCUGCUCUUGGCAAGUUUGUUUUGGUUGAAGACCAUGACCUGCAGCAGAGUUUGAAGGUGCUCCUUCGCCGCUGUCUUAAUGACGAGACUGAUGAGGUUCGUGACCGUGCUGCUUUGGCGCUGGGUGUCUUCGAUGACGGCCCCGAGGUUGCUCAGGCGUUCUUCAAGCCUCCUGUCCGUCUUGAACUAGUCAGUCUCGAGGACGCCUUGCUCGACUACAUGUCUGACCCCAGUCAGUUCAGCCAUGCGUUCGAUGCCAGCAGUAUCCGUCGCUUGACUGAACGUGAGCGUAAAUCACAAAAGACCACAGUUGUGGAAGAGAAGCCGCUUGCUGCUCCCAAACCGAGCACUCCGGUUCCUCAACCCGAAGACAGUUUACGUACUGUUCAGGCCCGCCUUGUGGAGGAAAUGCCCGAGUUCUCAAGCUACGGCAAUCUGCUGCACACUUCUGCUCCUCAGUCGCUUACCGAGGAUGGUGUAGAGUACCAGGUUGUUUCUCGCACGCAUGUCUACGGUGACCGCUUGGUUGUCCAGCUUGAGGUGCAAAACACCUUCGAGAUGUACCUGGAGAACGUCGAAGCGGUUCUUGAUUUUGAGGAGCUUGAACUUGCAUGUGAGGCAGCUACUGUCAUUGAAAAACUGCCGCCCCACAGCCAGGACACACUCUACGUUAUUUUCGAGCGCGCGUCAGUCGUCCUGGGCGCUGUGCCUCUGCGUCUGCGCUUCAUUGUUAAAGAAGACGAGUCCGACCCCGAUGCCCAAGAAGAGGAGUACGAGAUCAACGAUCUUGAGCUCCUUCCUGGCGACUACAUCACUCCGUCCUACAUUGGCUCCUUCGACCACCAGUGGGACGAGCUGCCCGAGGAGGAAACCGUCACACAACAGCUGCCUGCUGCUCGCACUCUUCCCGACGCAGUUUCUCUAUUAUCCACCCGGCUUGGCCUCAUGGCUGUUGAUGGCUCUGACGCGGUCGAGCCUGACGCCGGUACGCAUACUCUUAAACUAUUUGGCCGCAGCGUCGAUGGCGUCCCCGUGGCCGCUAUGGUGCGUCUACUGCGUACCGCCCGUUCCGGAGUCGCCGGCAAGUUCAUUUUCCGCUCUAACGACGCCGACUUGCUUGCUGCUGUAGCGGAAAACUUCUAG
Messenger RNA from Wickerhamiella sorbophila, 2703 nucleotides. Its product is annotated as Coatomer subunit gamma. Gene Ontology annotation, cellular component: Golgi membrane; endoplasmic reticulum-Golgi intermediate compartment; endoplasmic reticulum. Gene Ontology annotation, biological process: endoplasmic reticulum to Golgi vesicle-mediated transport; protein secretion; intra-Golgi vesicle-mediated transport. The transcript has a single exon. Lineage: Eukaryota; Fungi; Ascomycota; Dipodascomycetes; Dipodascales; Trichomonascaceae. The coding region runs from base 1 to 2703 and encodes 900 amino acids. The record is from RefSeq and is a predicted model, not a curated record. Gene Ontology annotation, molecular function: structural molecule activity.